Nothobranchius furzeri (turquoise killifish) is the source of this 5129-nucleotide messenger RNA. It is a transcript of the gene aak1b, whose product is annotated as AP2 associated kinase 1b. Gene Ontology annotation, molecular function: ATP binding; protein kinase activity. The record is from RefSeq and is a predicted model, not a curated record. Gene Ontology annotation, biological process: protein phosphorylation. NCBI's taxonomy places the organism in Eukaryota, Metazoa, Chordata, Actinopteri, Cyprinodontiformes, Nothobranchiidae.
CUACAAUACCCACAAUUCACUCUGCUUUAACAGCAACAGCUAGGAUGGUGCGAUAUCGCUGGCAGCCAAAGAUUGCUGUGGUUGCAGAGAUUAGACCACUGGACUGAAACCCCAGUCUAAUGAUUUGGUGGAUGACAAAUUUCUGGGUUACGUAUUUGCAGCUUCAGUUGCAGCAUACGUAGGCGUUAGUCUCGUGCCAACUCAACGCUUGUUUUGGGCUGCGUCGCGCUAAAGCGUAAGCUAACAAAAAAAAAAAUCUCAGUUUUACUGGAAAUUACAAACUGUGAGCCAUGGGGCAUCAGUCGACGGCCGCUCUACUUUACUGAGAAUGGAAAGAAUUGUUCGGCUAACAGUGUCACACAGUUUACACGUUGGAUACAUCGCACUUGAAGGCAUCAUCUUCAGAGGAUAACCUGGAUAACCUUACACGAAAUGUCAUAACGCGUAAGUAGCUAGCAUUUAGCUAGCUUGGUAAUGGCUGGACGAGAUGGAGAUGGACUUAUUUUUUUCAUCAACAGUCGUAACAGACCACGAACAGCUGGAUGGCUUGUAAGAGGAAUACUUUCUCCGGGGAUGCUUUAACCUCCUGGGUGUUGUAAUUCACUUACAUAACUGCUAGUCUCAACCGCUCUAGCCAUCACCAACUGGCUUGUGUUGGGAAACUAAUGGGAAAAUAUUCUCCCCAAACCAUGAUAAAUAACAAAGAAGGCAUCACUUGUGUAGUUUGAGCCAUCAGAAUAGACUCAUUUUACAAUUUGAGUACGCUGGAAAAAUAUAUUACAAUAACAAGUCUUCACACAGGAGACAGCAGCUCAUUGCUGUGUGUGAAAAGUGAAUCCAUAAAUACUCCUGUCACACCGAGAACAUGAGGAAGUUCUUUGAUUCUCGCCGGGAGUUGGUCAGCUCCGGGCCUGGUUCUGGAGGAGGAGGUGGAACCUCUGGGUCCAGUCAUGCAGGCGGAAAUUUCAUUGGGAGAGCCUUCACUGUUGGGCGGCACCAGGUCACAGUCGAAGAGAUCAUAGCAGAAGGUGGUUUUGCAAUCGUGUUCCUCGUGAAAACAAAUCAAGGUGUGCGCUGUGCUCUGAAGAGGAUGUAUGUCAAUAAUGAGUAUGAUCUGCAGGUGUGCAAACGGGAGAUUCAGAUAAUGAAAGACCUUGUCGGUCACAAGAAUAUAGUUGGUUAUCUGGACUCCAGUAUCACAGCCAUGGGCUCGAGGGACGUAUGGGAGGUUCUCAUACUGAUGGACUACUGCAAGGGAGGGCAGGUGGUCAACCUGAUGAAUCAGAGGCUACAGACUGGCUUCACAGAGUCUGAGGUGCUUCAGAUCUUCUGUGACACCAGUGACGCUGUGUCUCGCUUGCACCAGCGAAAGACACCGAUCGUCCACAGGGACCUAAAGGUGGAGAACAUCCUUCUGCACGAUAAAGGUCAUUACGUGCUGUGUGACUUCGGCAGCGCCACAAACAAAUUUCAGAACCCGCACACUGAAGGUGUGGCUGCUGUGGAGGAAGAGAUCAAAAAGUACACCACUUUAUCAUAUCGUGCCCCAGAGAUGGUAAACCUCUACAACAACAAGAUUAUUACCACAAAGGCAGAUAUCUGGGCGCUGGGCUGUUUGCUGUACAAGUUGUGCUUCUUCACUCUCCCCUUUGGUGAAAGCCAGGUGGCCAUCUGUGAUGGCAGUUUCACCAUUCCAGACAAUUCCCGUUACUCUUAUGAUCUACACUGCCUCAUUCGGUACAUGCUGGAGCCAGACCCCGACAAAAGACCUGAUAUUUAUCAGGUGUCCUUCUUUGCUUUUAAGCUAGCUCAGCGGACCUGCCCUGUCCAGAAUGUGAAGAAUUCUCAGAUUCCUUCCAAACUUCCCGAGCCGAUCAAAGCGAGCGAGGCUGCCGCAGCGAAGAAGAGCCAGACUAAACCCAGACUGACAGAUCCAAUUCCCACCACUGAAACCUCCAUCACCCCUCGUCAGAGGCCCAAAGCGGUGCAUGCUCAGCCUGCUGCUGGCAUCCUACCCAUCCAGCCUGCCGCUCUCACCCCUCGCAAGCGAGCUAAUCUCCCUGGUGGUGCAGGAGUCAGCUUAGGUCUCUCUCAGCCAGCUGCAGCUCUCCAGUCACAGAAGGCACAGACGUCAGCGCAGCCUCACAUCCUGACACAAAACAACACAAGUCAGGCUGCAGCACCACUAAAACAGUCUGUGCAGCCAGCUGCAGCUGUUGGAGGAGAGGCGGCAGCAUCACAAGUGGUCAAGGCUGAGGCCUCACCACAAGCACAGCAAACUACCCAGCAACAAACCACAACCCCCCCUGUGGUCAUUCCCGCUUCCCAGCAGGCAGCACAGACUGCGUCCAGCCCCGCCCCACCUCAGCGCCCAGCGCGUCGCAGACAGGCGAGCCAGGCUCAGCAGCCAGAUUCUCAGCCUUCUCCCACCAAACUGGCACCCGGGCAGCCGGCUGUAGCUCAGCAGCAGCAGAUAACCCAACCACCAGCUGUACAAACUCAGCCUGCGUCCUCUGAGACUCCACCUGAAACUCCAAAGACAGCUGAAGAAGGAGCUCAUCAGCGUGUGUCGAGUGAAACUACAGAAAACGUUGCUGCUGCAUUUCUGACCAGCGACUCCUCACAGUCGCCACAGGGCGCUAAUGGAGGUGCCGACCCUAGUCAAUCACCAACAUCUCCGCCAAGUGCCAGCCAGCCGGUUCAGCUGAGUCUUUGUGAUUCCGCUCCGGAUCAAAGCAAAGCUGCAUCGUCUCUUCCUGCCUCUGCAGGUUCCACCAACACCCCCACACAACCAGCGUGGAACCUGUUCGACGACGACACCUUCUCCACCCUCUCUGCUGAAGGCUUCAAAACUGAUGACAAAAAGACUUCUGACUUGCUGUCAGAUCCUGACACACAAUCACCUGAGGAGCUGAUACCGGGCCUACAGGCCUCCUCUCUAGAAAACACUCCCCAAGAAACAGCUGAAAGACCAUCUUCUAUUCUGGAACCAGGAGCCUCCCUGUUGGCGGUUCCUGAUCCUUUCCACACACUCGAACUGUCAGACGCUCCAGAGAAGCUGAUCGAAGGACUCAAAUCUCCUGACACGUCUUCACUCCUCCUCCCUGAUCUGCUGUCCUUGUCCGACCCGUUUGGUGGGUCUGUGGAGUCUGUGAAAGAUCCUCUCACAGCAGACGACUCUCUCCUGAGCUGCUCUCUGCUCUCCGGUCCGUCUCCUCCUGCAGCAGCGAGCAGCACCAUCUCCUCCAUCUCGUCUGCCCCUAACUCCGCCACCUCUGCUUUGGAUGAGUUUAGUUUGUUGUCUGGAGAGUCGACGCGGUCUAAAGGAGUCUCGUCUCUCCUGAUCUCAGACUUGGAGGCCCAGCAGACGAGUGCGGAGGCAGCUACAGAGGAUGAGUUUGAUCCUAUUCCUGUCACGGGGCGGAAAAACUCCCAAGAUCUGCAGAGGGAGCCCAGCUUUAACAAACAUCAAGCCUCUGAGUCUGCAGCUCCUGAGCUUUUUACAGCAGAGAAUCAAAAGCAGAAGAUCCACCAGAGCACUGCUCUGUGUGUUAAUACUAAACACAUGCAUCUAUCAGAUGCCUGGAGCCCUCUAAACCACCCUCUGCAAACUCAUUCUACCAGUUUCAUACCUGAAAACCACAAUUCCCAGUUCCCACCUUCAGCUAGCCCAACAGCAUCUGAUGUCUUCCUGCUGGCUCCAUUUAACCCUCCAGGAAAAGAAUCCUCCGUUCCUGCAGCUCAUAAACCUGCAGAGACAUCUGACAUUUUCCUCCAGGCACCGUUUGGCAAGAGGCAGGAAACCAACCGAUCCGCCCCCACCGACUCUCACACAUUUAGGCCCAUUAUGCAGCACAUAGAGAACUGUAACCAUGUCUUGGUUAAAGCAUUGCCCCCUCUGAGGAUCCUGCACAGGGAGGCUCCUCUGCUCCAGCAGCCGGUGGCCGUGCACCGGGUCGUCUCCAGGAUCGGUCAGCAGGCCGCUGUGGGCUCCGUGGCCGUGGGACCGCUCCAUUCCUGGACUAUCGCUGGGAAAACUCAGAAUGACCCCUUCACUGCUGCACCUUUUCAACCAAGAUGCUCUCAAGGGAAACCUUGAUUGUUAUGUGAUUUCUUUUAAAAUGUGCCAAGUUGGAAUAUUUUAAACAAACAUUAAGAGGCCAAAGUACAGUUCAGAUGCAGUAUUAAAGAGGUCAGAUUUAGCUUUUAAUAUUAAUGAAGUCAUUAUUUUAACAAGUUUUGUUCCACUUCAGUCAUGUUAUCUGCUUUUUGUUGUCACAUCACCAUGUCAGCACCAACGGGCUGAACUUUGACUUGAUGAGAAUAUUCGUCUAGGAUCUGUUACAUCUUAUUUAUGGACAUCGCGUUUUCCUAAAAGCUUAAUGUCAUAUUUUUUACACUCAAACACUUAGUUUUAUUAGUCUUAAGAAGACAAUAAAUCUGAAUAUUUUCAUGUUUUAUAACAGAACUUAUCAGCAGCUUGACAUUUCUGGCUGAAAGUAUUUUUCCAGUUGUUUACGUUUAAUGAACAGUUUGUCGCUUCAUCGUCAGCACCAAACUUCAUUUUUAUCAAGCCAAAGGAAUCUGUGUUGGAGGUUUUUUGCUGAAAGCACAUUUUUAGUUUCAUAUCAUAAAAUCCCAAAUGGCUGGUCACUAGAGAGCAGCGUGUAAUCAGUAUUAUGUGAUUUUAAUCAUCUUGUGCUCAAGCUAUGUUCUUAACAGAUCAUUUCCUUUGAUUGGAGCGAACACUUUUACAUCUUGUGAAAUCGUUUUGGAUAGACUUUUCUUCACAUUUCGUCCAAGCUGAAUGUUUCUAUUUUUUUCAUUUUGUUUCUGAUGUUUCUUGAUAUUUUUUUAACCGUGCUGCCUUACAGAGCCUAUUUUGUAAUGUAAAGUAAAAUGAUUACAUCUAUACAUUGUAAUUCUAGUAAUGAACAUAUAAAGCAGUUACUAGUCCACACUAGAUGAUUUAUCAUGAUGCCUUAAAGGUACAGUAUGAUAAAGUGAGAUUUGUACUGUGAAAUAAUCCCAAAACAGUCUAAUUUCUCAAUCAUGUUGGAAGGAACCUUAUACUGAAACUGAUAUGUUGUCAGUUUUUCUCCUUUCAAAAUAAAGGAAUGAGAGACUUC